This is a messenger RNA of Clonostachys rhizophaga, 1647 nucleotides long. NCBI's taxonomy places the organism in Eukaryota, Fungi, Ascomycota, Sordariomycetes, Hypocreales, Bionectriaceae. The record is from the annotation of a GenBank genome assembly.
AUGGUGGUGCUCAGGCCCCAAUCCGAGUUUGGCCACGCGCCUCCUCCACAGACUCCCUACAGCAUCAUCAGCAACCUCGGCACUUGGGAGGAAAACAGGCUAUUCCGCGAAGGAGACCCCGAGACUCUCGGUCGCCUCGUCCAUAUCUAUCCUCGCCUGAAGCCUACACACUACGCUGCCAGGCUAUGCGAUGAGAUUGGCCGCGUGCUCGGGGCUGAGCAUCUGGGCGUCCAGAUGUACCUGAACCCGGAUCUCUGGCCCUUCACCAAACGACACAUCACUCUGCCCCAGCGCCGCGCCAAGGUCCUGAAGCCAGGAGAUGUUUCCUUCCGAUGUGUCGACGUAGCCGGCCACAGGCUGUAUGUCGUUCUCUAUACCAAGGAACAUGCCGCCGGUGUCUCCUUGGCCUGGGCCAUGCCUGGCCUCGGUCUGUCCAUCCGCGGCGCCGAGCAGCUGCUUGAGGGUGUGGGCGACAUGCACGAGGUCGCAGUCAUCGAUGGGCAGGUCCCCGAACCUACCUGGACGCCCGAGACGGAGGCUCAUCAGGGCGUGAAGAGCCGUAUAAUCGAGCUUCUCCAUCACGCCGCCAUUGAGCCUAGCAAGAUCCAGGCGACUCCCAAGGAUGUGUUUCUCUAUCCGACCGGCAUGGGAGCCAUCUUCCAUGGGAAUAGGACCAUGCUCAAGUACCGUCCUGGGACCAUUGUGGUCAGUGGUGUUAUCUUCCACAACUCGUACCACCACUUGAUCGAGGAGUGCCCCAAUGGUUUCAAGCAUUUUGGGAGGUUUGAUGACCACGGCAUCAGCGAGCUCGAGGCCUGGCUUGAGUCAGAGAAGCAGGAAGGCCGGACAGUAAGCUAUCUGAUCGUCGAGUUCCCGGCGAAUCCGACUUUAGAGACGCCUGAUAUUGCACGGAUCAAGAGACUGUCCGAGAAAUACGGCUUCGUCCUCAUCGGCGACGACACAGUAGCCGGCUUCGGCAACAUCGACAUCUUCCCCCAGUGCGACGUCCUCCUCACCUCCCUCACCAAGUCAUUCAGCGGCCGCGCCAACGUCAUGGGCGGCUCCAUCACCCUCAACCCGCUCUCCGCGCACUACGCCGCCCUCUCGUCCCUCUUCGCCUCCUCGCACCACAACGAGCUCUUCCACGGCGACGCCCAGACGCUCCUCGACAACUCCCAGGACUUCUUCGAGCGCACCAGGAUCCUCAACCGCAACGCCGAGGCCGUCGCCGCCUUCCUCCACCAAAAGGCCCUCGACCCGUCCUCCCCCGUCAUCAACGUCCAGUACCCCACCGUCUCGCCCAGCAAGAGCCUCUACGACGCCUACAAGCGGCGGCCCUCCCCCGAGCUCCCCGAACCCGGGUAUGGCUGCCUGCUCACCGUCGAGUUCGACGGCAUCCCCUCGGCCAGGGCGUUCUACGAUCGGUGCGGCUUCUACCCGGGUCCGCACCUGGGCGGGCAUGUGACGAUCCAGUACGCGUACAACAUGGCCGUGUUCGGGAAGCACGCCGAGGAGCUGGCGUACUUUAGGGAGUUUGGCGUCAAGGAGGAGGCGGUGCGAAUUUCCGUGGGUUUGGAGGAUGUGGAGGAUCUUAUUGAUACGCUCAAGGAUGCCUUGGAGGGUGUUCCUGCGGUAGAGAAAGAAUAG